GAUGUUUACGCGUGGCGUUUUUUCGUUACGACUUGUAGCUGAAUUUUUCCCCCAGAUACAUUGUAUUAAUCUGCCCAGCUUUUAAAUGGUGACUGUUUACCGAGGUACUGUUUUACAUACGAAAUCCUUUGAUGAGUUUGAAGUGUUUGACCACGGCUUCAUUGCAGUUGAUAAUAAUGGCAAAAUAAUUGGACUAGGAAAAAACUAUGCAAGUUGGUUGAAGCAAUACCACAUUCCGGCCGAGGAUUUAAGCGAGGUUCGUCUGAAUGACUACCAGUUUAUAAUGCCUGGUUUGGUGGACUGCCACAUACAUGCUCCGCAAUAUGCUCAGCUUGGCCUUGGCUUGGACAUGCCCCUGCUGGAUUGGCUGAAUACCUACACGUUUCCCUUGGAAGCAAAAUUCUCGAACCGAAACUACGCAGAACAUGUUUAUAGGGGUGUUGUAGAAUCAACGAUACGAUGCGGAACGACUUUGGCCUCAUAUUUCGCUACAAAUCAUUUAGAUAGCACAUUGAUAUUGGCUGAGGAAGCCCUACGUCAAGGUCAACGCGCCUUGAUUGGCAAAGUUUGUUCAAAUUGCAACAGUCCCGACUACUAUGUUGAGAAAACAAGCGAUUCUAUAUCAUCCACGGAACUCUUCGUUAAGGCAGUACGCGAAUUAAAGAGUCCUUUGAUAUUACCGACGAUAACCCCACGAUUUGCACUCAGUUGCACCAAAGAUCUGCUAACCAGGCUGGGUAGCAUGGCAAAACGUCUAGACGUACAUAUUCAAUCCCACAUUAGUGAGAAUUUGGCCGAAAUUGAUGCGGUUAAGGGCAUUUUCAAAACCGGGUAUGCUGCAGUCUAUGACAAUGCGUCACUGCUGACGAAGAAGACGGUCUUGGCGCAUGGUGUGCAUCUGGAGGAUGCUGAGAUUGCCUUAAUCAAGGAGCGUGGUACUGCGAUUGCACACUGUCCGGCAUCUAACACUAUGCUCAGUUCCGGAAUCUGCGACGUCCAACGAUUAAUCAAUGCAGGCGUGACUGUUGGUCUGGGAACCGAUUGCGCCGGUGGCAAUUCGGUUUCCAUUCAGAACGCAAUGCUCCGCACACUAGAGGUAUCCAAGCACCUGGAAUUCUUCAACAAGCAGCACAUAAGCGGCAGUGCUAUUAUAUCUCAACCAAAUCCCUUAUACAAGCCGUUAAAAUACACAGAGGCACUGUAUUUGGCAACUCUUGGUGGCGCCAAGGCGCUCGCCUUGGACCACGUGACGGGAAAUUUCGUUGAAGGAAAAGAAUUUGAUGCACUCCUAAUAGAUGUGUCAAUUGGGGAGAAGCCAAAUCGAACCUAUAACGCCACUGAACUGCUAGAGAAGUUUAUUUUCAGCGGAGAUGAUAGAAAUGUUAGGGUGGUUUUCGUUGCUGGAAAAAUUAUAAAAGGUUAUCAAAAGUGAAAUGAAUUUGACAUACAAAUGUACGAAACUGUUUACUAACAAAACCCGAACAGUGUUAAAUAUAUCGAUAUCUUUAUACUUUGCA
Scaptodrosophila lebanonensis is the source of this 1517-nucleotide messenger RNA. RefSeq names its product guanine deaminase (gene DhpD). Gene Ontology annotation, cellular component: cytosol. Gene Ontology annotation, molecular function: zinc ion binding; guanine deaminase activity. The transcript has 5 exons. The record is from RefSeq and is a predicted model, not a curated record. The coding region runs from base 86 to 1432 and encodes 448 amino acids. Gene Ontology annotation, biological process: guanine catabolic process. NCBI's taxonomy places the organism in Eukaryota, Metazoa, Arthropoda, Insecta, Diptera, Drosophilidae.